Jatropha curcas is the source of this 1832-nucleotide messenger RNA. It is a transcript of the gene SOG1, whose product is annotated as NAC (No Apical Meristem) domain transcriptional regulator superfamily protein. Gene Ontology annotation, biological process: regulation of DNA-templated transcription. Gene Ontology annotation, molecular function: transcription cis-regulatory region binding; DNA-binding transcription factor activity. Gene Ontology annotation, cellular component: nucleus. The record is from RefSeq and is a predicted model, not a curated record. Lineage: Eukaryota; Viridiplantae; Streptophyta; Magnoliopsida; Malpighiales; Euphorbiaceae.
GUUUCAAAUUUCAAAAUGGAAUCAAUAAGAGUCAAAAAGUAAAUGUCUUUUCUUUUCUCCUUUUCAUAUCUGCUAUAGUAGAAGAAGCCAUUGACUCUCCAAGAACCGACGCAGGGGAGGAUUUUCGUGUUAGCUAUUUGGAAUCUUUCGAUUUUUUGAUCAAUCAUCAAUUUUUUUUUUUCAUUCUCUAAUGUCUGGACCAUCAUGGCUGGUGGAUGGUAAUAGAUUUGCAACAAAAAUUAAGAGUGCAUCUGAUCCUGAAAAGGUGAAAUGGGAGAGCAAUCCGUCUAAAGCUUGUCCGAAUUGCCAACAUGUUAUUGACAAUAGUGAUGUUACUCAAAAGUGGCCUGGAUUACCUAGAGGUGUGAAAUUUGAUCCAACUGAUCAAGAAAUUAUUUGGCAUUUACUUGCAAAAGUUGGUAUUGGAGGUUUAGAACCUCAUCCUUUCAUUGAUGAGUUCAUUCCAACUGUUUACAAUGAUGAUGGAAUCUGCUAUACCCAUCCUCAAAAUCUACCAGGUGUUAGGCAAGAUGGGAGCGUAUCUCAUUUCUUUCAUAGAGCAAUCAAGGCUUACAAUACUGGGACUCGAAAGCGCAGAAAGAUUCUGGGUGAUAAUUUAGGAGAUGUCCGCUGGCAUAAGACUGGUAGGACUAAAUCAGUAAUGGUGGAUGGAGUUCAAAAGGGGUGCAAGAAAAUAAUGGUUCUUUACAUGAGUUCAACAAGAGGAGGCAAAGCAGAGAAAACAAAUUGGGUGAUGCAUCAGUAUCACUUGGGCAUAGGUGAGGAUGAGAGGGAUGGGGAAUAUGUAGUUUCCAAGAUAUUUCAUCAGCAACAGCAGACAAACAAGGGUGAUAAAGCUGAAGAUGGCUUGUCUGAAAAUACUGAUAUGAUCGUAAAAGAAGAUCCAGUCACUCCCAAGUCUGUCACUCCUGAACCUCCUCGCAAUGAAAAGCGAUGUCUAGAUUCUGACUUUGGAAAAGCGAAUGUUGUUACUAAUAUUUCUGCGGAUCCUUUCACUCAGCAUCCUGAGAUGGAAUUUCUAGAAGUUCAGGUUCCACCUGAACAUGAAAACACCAACUCUGAUGACAAACUCAAGCCAGAAGAUCAUUCUGAUCAAAUGGUAGAUAAUAAUGAUAACAAUAUUGAGGAAGAUACAAAAUGGUGGGACAGUGAGUCGCAGAAUCUCUUUGAUUCACAACAGCUGGUGGAAGGGCUAUCUUUGUGUGACGAGCUCCUUCAAAGCCAAUCUCCUGACAGGUAUGGAGACGGGAACAGAGCAGGCAAUGGCAAACCCCGUCUUUCUGAUUAUUCCCAGUUAGGACCAGAGAAUUUAAAGAAGGAUCUAGAGGAAUGCCAAAAUCUUGUUCUUGAUCCAGCUAACAUAGAACUGGACACACCUCCUGAGUUCAGACUAAGUCAGCUUGAAUUUGGAUCGCAGGAAAGCUUUCUUUCAUGGGGUGGGGGUAAGAAGAUAUAGACCAAGUACUUUUGGAUGGCUUCAACAAUUGAAACAUGAUUUUGUGCACUUACUUUUUGGAUGCUUCGCCAGUUCAGUUGGGUUUUUGGAACUACAGAUGCAGGAUGAUUUGAUCUGUAAUCGGGUUGGUGUCGAAGUUAUGAUUCUUGCAACCGAAUAUUUAAUCAUGCUAAUGCUAAUGCCUGAGAAGUGAGAAUAGAUCAAGGAUACGGUCUGUUACUGUUUUGACUGAUCAUCUUGUACUAAUGUUCCACAGCUUAAAGGCUAAUGGAUUUUAUGUUGCAUAUAUUAGAAACUAAAGUAUUAUUAUGUUCUUACUAAUGGCUAUAAUGGAUUUAUUUUUUGUUUUUGAUGA